AUGUAUCACAACAAUUCUAUCAGGAUCCUCACUGGGAAUAGCCACCCAGAGCUCGCCCAUGCUGUCGCUGAGCGGCUUAACGUUCCUCUCGUUCCCUGUACCGUCAAGAAAUUCUCCAACGGUGAAAUCAAUCUCAAAAUAUCAGAGUCCGUCCGGGAUGAAGAUGUCUUCAUCAUCCAAUCUGGCUCCAGCGAUGUCAACGAUAAUCUCAUGGAACUCCUCAUUCUUAUUUCGGCGUGCAAGACUGCAUCGGCGAGACGGAUCACCGCCGUAAUACCUUGCUUCCCAUAUGCUCGCAUGGACAGGAAAGACAGGUCGCGUGCCCCCAUCACUGCCAAGCUGGUGGCAAACAUGCUUACUGUGGCCGGAUGCGAUCAUGUCAUUACUAUGGACCUUCACGCCAGCCAGAUCCAGGGAUUCUUUGAUAUACCGGUCGACAACUUAUGGUCGGAGCCGCUAAUGCUGGCAUACAUCAAGCGUCAAAUCGAAGGAUACAAGGACGGAAUUAUCGUUAGUCCGGAUGCCGGUGGGGCUAAGCGAACUACGGCCAUAGCAGACAAGCUAGGGGUUGAGUUUGCCCUUAUCCACAGGAAACGAGGAGGGAAAGGAGCGGAUGCACCGGAACAGAUGGAGAUUCUAGUUGGAGACGUCAAAGACAAGGUCGCCAUUCUUGUCGAUGACAUGAUUGACACCGGAAAGACACUCACUCUAGCGGCCAAAACACUACAGGAGAAGGGGGCAAGAUCCGUGCAUGCGCUUGUUUCACACGGCCUCUUCUCAGAAACGAACAUGAGUCUUAUAGACCAAUUACCCAUAGAACAGCUUGUGGUCACGAAUACUAUCCCUCAAAAACAGCAUCAAAUCACCGUUGAUAUCAGUCCAAUGUUAGCCGAAAGCAUUCGCCGGACCCACAAUGGCGAGAGUAUCAGUUUGCUAUUUGGAGAGUGGUCGGAAACGGGUGCGGCUUCCGUGGUAUGA
Molecule: messenger RNA, 978 nt
Organism: Desarmillaria tabescens
Lineage: Eukaryota; Fungi; Basidiomycota; Agaricomycetes; Agaricales; Physalacriaceae
Product: phosphoribosyltransferase-like protein
Exons: 8
Coding region: 1-978 (325 amino acids)
Biological process (GO): purine nucleotide biosynthetic process; 5-phosphoribose 1-diphosphate biosynthetic process; ribonucleoside monophosphate biosynthetic process
Cellular component (GO): cytoplasm; ribose phosphate diphosphokinase complex
Molecular function (GO): ribose phosphate diphosphokinase activity; magnesium ion binding
Source: RefSeq, a predicted model, not a curated record